UAUACGCGAGUUUCUGCCGAGAAUAACAUAAGAAGGAGAUUUGUGGGAACUAAGUCUAAUGCUGGAAAGACGACUGAAAAACUCGUAGGUACAAUGUAGUUGAUAUCGGCUUGUAAUUCACUAUGCACGUGCACACGUUUACGUAGAGGGAACAGAAUUGUAAUCGUUCCCACUCUCAAACCCAUUUUUAACGCAUUUUCUUCCUUUCUCUUCCUUUUUUUGUCGUAUUCCUUUCCUCUAGAUGCACACGAUAUAAUUUUUACGUUCAUGUCGUACAUUAAUAUGUAUCCUAAGCCCAAUAAAUGGAUGAAAACUGAGUUGUUUUUUUUUUGCUUGUUUUGGUUUGUUUUGUUUUAAUUUCCUUAUCUGUAACCUUGCACUGUUACUUAUAAUUUGAUAUACUAGUCGAAAUCCCCAGCCCUGGACCCAGUAUACAUGCCUAAGUCUCUGAUCCCUGGGGGAUGAUAUGGUAAGAUUUCCGCUCAGCUCCAUUCUUCAUUAUGCAUACAUAUCUUGGAUAACUGAAAGAAAACGAUGGCGAAAACAAUAGAUUACCUUUGUUUUACAAAUGUAUGGGACUGUACGGAAAUCUUGCUGAAAAUAUUCCGAUCAAACUUUCUGUUCCUUGAGCAAAUAUUGUCAAAGGAUUAAAAAAAAAAAUAGUCACUGUUAUUGAAAUGCCUUACAUUCCCUGUUAUUCAAGAAAUAGGAGCAAAUAAGAGAAGAGUUGUUCGUCAGAUUCCAGAUGAGAUUGUCAACAAUCUUGAGCUGCAAGAUGCUGUGAGACAGGUAAAUAAUGAGAAACUUCACAUGACCCUCGGUUCACUUGACCCUUUAACCCCAUAGGUGACCAGGAAAGAAUUUCUCCUUACAAUAUCAGUACAAUAUCAAGCAGACAAGUGAUGAGAAUGAAGAAAAAUAUCAAUUAGGGGAUUAAUAGCUGAUCCAAUACCCAACUUCUCAGAACUGACAUCAAAAGAAUUGUUGGGCAGACAGUAAGGAGAAUUACUAAUAAGAUCUUGGGAGUCAAAGGGUUGAAAAAGUAAGUUAAUUACUUUCAAGCCCCUUUCAACUGAUUUAGUUUUAUAAAAUCCAACUAGGUUCAUCAUUGGGAUUUUCAGUCAGCAGACUGAGUGUGGAAAGAAAUUAAAAUGUGACUUCUUUAAGUAGAAAUGUAUUGUAAGUUGCUCUCCACAAACUUGAAUCCUUUUCAGCAUGUCAUGAUGUCACUGAGGCCUGUAGGAUUGUUAUUUAAGAAUCAGAUCUUAUUUUUCAAGUUUAUUUUAAUUUUGCAGUCUGUGUACUAAAUUAACCAUCCUUGUCCAAACCUUUUUUUUUUUUGCAACUUUUUUUUUUACAUGUAUUUGAAAUGUGAGGCAUUUACAAAGAGUGUGUUCUAGAUAACUGUUAUUUGUCUGGAAUGGUCAUCAUCAAAAACAGGUCACAACAGUUUAACCAACUAGCUACAAUUCAUUUUCUAUAUAUCAGAUUUUGCACCAAUAGAGAUCAGGGUAAAUAUUACUUUCUAACCGAGAUAAUUAUUCCUUUUACAACAGUUACCUCCUAACUACAAUUUUGAAAUCUUCAAGUCAGUGUGGAGGAGUUAAGAAAUAAAUGCUGAAAGAGGUAAAUAAGCCCACAUUAGUUGUUAAUUUUUGUUUGUGUCUUGUUCUUAUGCAACACACUUGACUCCACCUUAUAAUGCCUUUCUCCACCUGAGUGCAAAGAAAAAAAGAUGAAGUCGUUACUCUAGCCAAGUGGCCCUGAUUCAAGAGGAGCUUAUCUGGGUUUUCAUAGCAUGAAGCAACAAGGAGUAUUACAACUCCCCCCAGAUGGAAUGCUGGUCCAUCACUAGGUUACUCCCAAGCAUUUUAUCAGACUUCCCUGACAAUUGGCCAGUAUCCAUUCAUACUCCUGGGUAGAGAGACGCAUUGUGAGAAUGAAGUGUUUUGUUGAAGAACACAACAGAAUGACCUGGCCAGGUCUCAAACCCAGACCUCUCCAGCCAGAGUCCAGCGCACUAACCAUUAUGCUGCAGCAUAAUGGCAUCUUCCAUGAGUACAAAAGAAAGGGUGAGGUGGAAAUGCAGUUCUCCUUAUCAAUACAUGCUAUAGAAAUCAUGAUAAGCUUUAGUCCCUCUGUCAUUUGAUCUUGUAUGCAGACCUUGGCCUUCAAAUGUUGCCAUGUAAAAAAUGAAAAAAAUAUGAUGUCAUCUUCAACCACAAUAGGCAUAAAUCAAUGUCAGUUUCAUGUUCUGUUUUUUUUUUGUCCAAUCAUCCGUGGCAUUACAGUUUCUUGAAGGACAGCAGACAUUUUAGAAAGGUAUUUCAAACCAAUUCCUACCAAACUUUUCUUAUGUUUGUUAUUUGUACACAUAAAUUAUUUGGUACAUUUCAUAUGUUGGAAGGAUUGUAAAAAGUAGCAAUUGAUAAUUAUAUCACUUUGAAUGGACUGCAAGCCAGCUGUUUACCUACUGACAGCUUGCUUAAGUAUGCCAGGCAUUUGUCAAUUAACGAAAAGAUUCCAUAUUGCCGUGUAUCUGUUCAGCGACAGUGUGUCACUGAUGGUCUUACUGCAUUUUGACGUCUUCCGCAAUCUAUUACUGUACAAACCCACAGCAAUACAGUCUAAUCUAUUUGUUAUGUGGUAAUAAAGCAAAAUGUUGUCAAUAGUGACAUCAACUAAAUUGUAUGCAUCUGUCCCACAAUAGCGCAUAUUAAGUAAAAACCAUUCAAAAUGUGUGCAUAAUUCAGCUUAUCAUAUAAUUUCAAAGCUGACAUUUUGAGUGUUAGCCCUUUGUCAGAGCAAAGGACUAACACUUGAAACUUCAGCUUUGAAACUCUUCAUGGUGGCCAAUUUACACUAUUAACUCAGUUGAUAAUACUAAAUUAUCCUGUUAUACUCCACCACCAAUUCAGCACCACAGUUUCUUUACAAACUUACCCCUUUAUUAAUUUAUUAUUAUCAUAUAAUAAUUAUAUGAUCUAUGAUGGAUUCUGAAGGAUUACAACUGUAAGAUAAUCUGCACAUGCAUACUUUUUUUGCCCAUCACCUCAAAAAAAUUCAUACAGAAAGUGGCUCAGGUUUUCAGCACUGGGUGACUGCCAUUGUACUCAGUGGGACUUUUGUGUUAGAUUCAUAGGUUGUGAUACAGUCAUCAUGGGGAUGUCACAUAUGGUGCUUGCUGUGUUGAUGACUUCCUGCGAGGGCUCUUGGUUGUGAUCUUAUGGUUCAUUAUGGCUACAGCUGCUUGAGUAAAGAAAAAAAAUGUUGAUAGACAUCACUUAAUCUUCUUCAUCAUAAUGUAAACUCAUAUUAUACCACAACUGAAUCCUUUCAGCCUUGAUCUUUUCUUCUAACCUCCCAGUUUCACCUUUUGAAGUCCCCUUUGUCUCACCUUCUACUUCAUAGUUCUCUCAAGUUGCCCUGUGUUUUUUUAUUGCCCUUGCUAUCUGUUCUCUGCUGGUAGAUAUGUCUAAGUUUUGAAUGAUUUUUUUUUUUGAGGAAUCCUUGCUUUAUAACUUUGAUGCUUGAGCAACACAACAGUUUAAUGUCAGUAGCAUGGUAUUUUGAUGCAAACAAUAGUGUUGCAAUCAGUGGCUAUGAAUGUAUGAAAAAAAUUCAAGCCUGAGCUGGAUUCGAACCCAUGACCUCUGCGAUACCAAUGCAGUGCUCUACCAUUACUGAGCUAUCAAACCAAUAGGGAGCUGGUCAUUAUUUUGGUUCAUAAUAAAACCAUGAGGUGAUGAAUCAAUUUUUUCUUUUUUUUUUAAAUUUUUUUUAAUUGUGACUUAUUUAUGUAUAUAUUUACUCAAACUAGCACUGGUGUGCUAAAAAAUAAGCAAGUUCAAAUAAAGCUUAUUACUACUACAAUGACCAUGAAGAUAGUUGGUUGCAAGUUAGCACUUUCUUUUUAUCAAAUAUGGUUAUGAAGACUGAAAAUGACACUUUAUUAGACUAAGUUGUUUUGGUACAAGAUAUCCCUCAUGAAAUUCGACUCAUUAUAUUUGCAACUUUUGGUCUCUUCUAUUGAUGCAAAAUUGAAAGACCCUAAACAAUUAGUAACCAUAUAUACAGUACUGUAGGUAAGAUAAUGUGAAAAUGUUCAUUAUUUGUUCAUUGUUUUAUAGUUCCUAUUGACUCAACUAAAGGAAUCAAGAUGUUAUACAGCUAUUUCAAUUUUUGUGGAUCAAAAGCCUCAAGCCUAAAGCAAUAGGAGUCAUAUCUGUUCUUGUUGCUCUUUGUUAAGACACACAAGGCAAUACUAAUUGUAUUUUCAGCCUCCAUGUCCAUCUCGUGCCAACAACCCCAAAAGCCUAAAAUUAAUUCUAAUCUACCCAUACCGCCUUCGGUCUUGUCCGUACCCUUGAAGCUUUGAUCCGACAAUUAAAUUGAAAUAGCUGUAUGUAUUUGUGGACAUAAAGCUAGAUGCCACACAUUUUGUCAACACAGUCAGACACAAUUUUGAAGCCGGAAAGUCACUUGCACUUUUGAGCACAAUCCAGUUUGUGACAACACUUCAAGUAUGUAUUAAAUGA
Molecule: messenger RNA, 4538 nt
Organism: Pocillopora meandrina
Lineage: Eukaryota; Metazoa; Cnidaria; Anthozoa; Scleractinia; Pocilloporidae
Source: the annotation of a GenBank genome assembly